Messenger RNA from Sphaerulina musiva SO2202, 1206 nucleotides. RefSeq names its product Zinc/iron permease. NCBI's taxonomy places the organism in Eukaryota, Fungi, Ascomycota, Dothideomycetes, Mycosphaerellales, Mycosphaerellaceae. The record is from RefSeq and is a predicted model, not a curated record. The transcript has 2 exons. Gene Ontology annotation, cellular component: membrane. Gene Ontology annotation, molecular function: metal ion transmembrane transporter activity. Bases 1 to 1206 code for a protein of 401 amino acids. Gene Ontology annotation, biological process: zinc ion transport; transmembrane transport.
AUGGCUGGCGCCUCGUUCGCAGCCGGCAUCCUCCCACUCUCCUUCGCCCUCACACCGCGACAGUUGCGCCUCAUCACAUCCUUGGGCACGGGAGUCUUGGUUGGGACCGCGCUCAUAGUCAUCAUCCCAGAAGGAGUAGAAACGCUCUAUGCAGCGAGCGGAACACAUAGUCGGGAUACUCGGAGUCUACACGUGGGGAACAGAGCCCAGAUUCCAGGAGGCGAUGUAGGAGUGGCGGCAUGGGAGCGAGACUCUCCCGCCGCAGCAGCUCUAGACUUGAGUGAACAUCCAGGCUUCCGCAGUGGGCCCGACGAUGGCUUUCAAACAGCAGCCGAAGCAGAAGGCUCGACUCCUCCCGCAACGGACCCGGGCCACGAACCAGGAGUGAUAGUCACUCCAUCUGGCCCAGGCCACACCAGCGAUACAAUAGACAGAGAACCUCAUGCCUGGAUAGGGAUCUCUGUGAUUCUCGGCUUCAUUCUCAUGUACCUCAUUGACACUCUGCCACAACAUUUGAACAAGUCCUCGCGACCUCAGAGACCACAGAUCAACCUCAACUCUUUCAGCUUCACCAAUGGCCUUCCGCCAGGCGAUGCCCCAGCCAUUGCAGACGAAGCACCGCAUACCCACACCUUCCGACCUAGCUCGACGACAAUCGGUCUGGUGAUUCACGCCGCAGCGGACGGCGUCGCGCUCGGCGCGUCGUCCACAUCGAGCAGCAACCUGAGCUUCAUCAUUUUCGUAGCGUUGAUGAUUCACAAAGCCCCCGCAGCAUUUGGUCUCACUUCCGUUCUGCUCAAACAGGGUCUUUCCAAGAGAAUGGCACGAACGCAUUUGAUCAUCUUCUCCGCGGCUGCGCCUGCGGGAGCACUUUUCACUUUCCUGGCCAUUCAUGUGCUUGGUUAUGGUGGGGAUAGUGUGGAAAGUGCGAGCGCGGAGUUCUUUACAGGGACGUUAUUACUCUUCAGUGGAGGCACGUUUCUGUAUGUGGCUAUGCAUACGCUGUCGGGAAGUAGUGAGCAUGAAUAUGAUGAUGGGAGGCCAUCCGGGGGCAUGAAUGGUUAUGCCGGGAUCCCAGUGGAGGAAGGCUAUGGUGGCUCGACACCUGCUGCCAAACGUGUUCCAGAAAAGGGCGUCACGGAGACGAUGGUGACGGUCGGGGGGAUGUUGCUCCCUUUGCUCACGCAAUUUGGGCACGCGCACUGA